Schistocerca cancellata (South American locust) is the source of this 1278-nucleotide messenger RNA. RefSeq lists its product as uncharacterized. The transcript has 3 exons. Bases 136 to 627 code for a protein of 163 amino acids. NCBI's taxonomy places the organism in Eukaryota, Metazoa, Arthropoda, Insecta, Orthoptera, Acrididae. The record is from RefSeq and is a predicted model, not a curated record.
CCACCCAGGCAGACGCUCCGCAGCAGCCGCCGUCGGUCACCACGACGCCUCGCGCCGCACCGCCGCUCACGUCGACUGGCUUUCGUCGCUGCUCUCUGGUGGUGCCAAACGAGUUUCAGAGAAGCGGACUCCGAGAUGAGGACUCGCGCGGCAGCAGCGUGGCUGGCGGCAGCAGCCGCCCUCGCCCUCCAGCAAGUCGCCUGGGGUCACGUGCUCAGCAGACAGGACACCAGCCUCAGUUCGCAAAGCAGAGAGACACGAGCCGCGCGGGGCGACCACAUGGAGGAGGACCACAUGGACGAGCACCCGGGCCACGCCAAGUCGGACUCGGCGCUCAGCUACUACGAGUUCCUCAUCAACGAGGGAUCUUACAAGUUCUGGGCGUGGUUCCAGCUGGCGACGGCGGCGCUGCUCAUCUACUCGGUGUUCGCGGCCAUCUACUACUCCAAGUACACGUACUACACCAUCGCCUCCGACUACGACUACGACUACUUCUUCAAGCGGUCCGGCGAGCCGGCGUCGGCGGCGCGGUCGGCCCCCACGACACAGAGCUCCACCUUCCUGGGACUCUCCGCCCAGACCUACCAGAGGAUCCUCGACGCCAUCACCAGCAAGAAUUACUCAUGACCACUUCCCCGCCAAUACCGUGCUCACUACAUGUCAUGAGUAAACCCUUGCGGCCACUCCUUAGGAGUGAUAAACAGUGACCUGAUCGACUAGACUCGGACACUUGUAUCGUUCACAGGAUGCCCUCCCGUACUAACAGAGUAAAGGGCGUUCACGAGCGCAAGAGAUGGACUGUUAAUCUAACUGUGUUCCAGACGUGCUCCUUAUGUGUGAUUUGGCGCAUGUCCGUAUUAAGACAGUAAACCGAAAAUGUUGUUCUAUCAAAGAGACGAAACUGUUCCACGACUGUUGUUGAGAAAGCAAUAACAAGAUGUAGAAGGUUUUUCGUCUCUCUAUAGAAGCAUUGCAUGAAAGUCGUGUGAUUAACAACACGAAAUCAAUCACACCACUCACACAUCAAUCUCUGCGACGUGCAUUUCUUUUCCUAGGUCAAAUGAUACUUCUUUAUUUAUUUGUUUAUUUAUUUAUCUUUGGUGGAGUGGGCCAUUUCUCGGAAUAUAUUUUUCUUUCUGACUGAAUUGGAUUCCAUUGCAAAAAAUACUGCGGAAUCAUGUAGCGUACAAUUUGGAAGAACGUUUCUAUGCGGCUGAGAGUAACUCUGCCUGAAUCAAAAUUAACUAGUCCAUUAGAACUUUGUUUUAAUUUAUAUGA